CUGCCUAUCGACAGCACGCCAUCAUUGCAGACUUUUCAUUGUGUUUGGCCCGCGUCCUCAUCUACGACCGUCUAUGUAUCUGACCAUCGUCGUGGUCCGCGAUUCGAACCGUUGUCCCGUCUGGUUUGCCCGCGACUCGAAACCACUCUGAACCAUGUGUAUACUCGUCGACUCUGUCAUUACCAGUCUGGGUCUCCAUUCCCCCGUCUAGCAACAAACAUUUGGCACGCGUUUCUUUUCCUUCGCCGUCAUGACUUACUGCAUCUAAUUCGACCAUCGAUCAAUCCGUCGACUCAUACUAAUCUUCCAACGGUUCAAAUGGUCCCAAUCCAUACACAUGUACAUGGCCCGGGACCUGCCGUGCAACCUGCAGGGUCGCCUGCACACCAAUAUAGUGGUUGCAGGACGAUAAUAAUAACAGUACUAUGUACAUGCAUGUGUUUACAUCACUAUGGAUACUUGGGUACUGACCGUUGCUAUUAUCCUCCUACAUAUUAG
Periconia digitata is the source of this 498-nucleotide messenger RNA. The record is from the annotation of a GenBank genome assembly. NCBI's taxonomy places the organism in Eukaryota, Fungi, Ascomycota, Dothideomycetes, Pleosporales, Periconiaceae.